This is a messenger RNA of Camellia sinensis, 1561 nucleotides long. Its product is annotated as mannan endo-1,4-beta-mannosidase 6. The record is from RefSeq and is a predicted model, not a curated record. Gene Ontology annotation, molecular function: mannan endo-1,4-beta-mannosidase activity. Gene Ontology annotation, biological process: polysaccharide catabolic process. NCBI's taxonomy places the organism in Eukaryota, Viridiplantae, Streptophyta, Magnoliopsida, Ericales, Theaceae.
CUAACAAGAAAAGCAUAGGUGUGCCGGGGAGUAGAGUCUACAGACUCCCAUAUCAAUUGGAAUUGGAAUUCGUUCCAGUUUGCUUUGAGUUAUGACUGCUUCAGUUGAGGAGGAAAGGAUGGAGUAUUUACAAUGCACUUUUAUUUUGUGGGUUUUAUGCUUUGAAGCCAAGUACCUAUAUAUGCUUGCAAUAGACGGGAUUUGUGAAUUGGGCACAAUGGAAGAUGAUCAGUGGACCAUGGUGCAGAAAAAGGGGAGCCAAUUCGUGGUUAAUGAUCAACCUUUUUAUGUCAAUGGAUUCAACACUUACUGGUUGAUGGUAUUUGCUGCGGAUCAAUCUACUAGAGGAAAGGUCACUGAGGUGUUUCAGCAAGCUUCUUCUGUGGGUCUAACUGUUUGUCGUACUUGGGCUUUCAACGAUGGCCAAUGGCGAGCUCUUCAAAAAUCGCCAUCUGUUUAUGAUGAAGAGGUUUUCAAGGCCUUGGAUUUUGUUGUAAGUGAAGCAAAGAAGUACAAGGUAAGGCUGAUAUUGUCAUUAACUAACAACUGGGAUGCAUAUGGUGGAAAAGCACAAUAUGUGAAAUGGGGUAAAGCUGCUGGCUUGAAUUUGACUUCGGAUGAUGACUUCUUCUCUCAUCCAACUCUCAGAGGCUACUACAAGGCCCAUGUUAAGACAGUGCUUAAUAGAAUGAAUACCAUCACCAACAUUACUUACAAGGAUGAUCCUACAAUUUUUGCGUGGGAACUAAUGAAUGAACCACGGUGUACCUCAGAUUCUUCUGGGGCUAAACUGCAGGCAUGGAUAGAAGAAAUGGCGGUCUUUGUGAAAAGCAUCGAUCCAAAGCACUUGUUGGAGAUUGGGUCGGAAGGAUUUUAUGGUCCCUCGACGCCUGACAGGGUUCAGUUCAACCCAAACACAUAUGCUCAACAAGUUGGAACUGACUUUGUCAGGCACCACCAGGUUCUUGGUGUUGAUUUUGCUUCGGUUCACAUUUAUGCAGACUCUUGGGUUUCACAAUCGAUCACUGACGCCCACAUCCCUUUCAUCAAGUCAUGGAUGCAAGCCCACAUCGACGACGCUGACAACGUCCUCAACAUGCCAGUCAUAUUUGGCGAGUUUGGCGUCUCAUCAAAAGACCCCGGCUACAAUUCAUCAUUUAGGGACACCCUCAUAAGCACAGUGUACAACAGCCUCUUGAACUCGACCAAGAAAGGAGGGAGUGGCGGUGGAAGCCUUCUGUGGCAGUUGUUUCCUGAAGGGACUGAUAACAUGGAUGAUGGGUACGCCAUUGUUCUUUCAAAAUCUCUGGCAACUUCAAAUAUCAUAUCUCUGCAGUCUAGGAGGCUUACGAGCUUCAAUUCGUUGUGUUCUUGGAGAUGCCAUUGGGGUUGUAAGAAGAAGAUUCAUUCGGAUUUGGAGACGGCUCUCAAUCAUGAUGAUCUUUGAAUUAUUAUAUGCGAAAAUACAGAAAGUAAAUAUUUAUACAGUGACUAUGUAUGAACAAAGCUGUUGAGCAAUGAAAGAAUGGAAACUUACAGCUUAAAUGAUGGUAUUGUUUUA